CCGAACAAUAGCGGCGACGCGAGAAUUCCACGACUAGAGCAACGGUCACUGUCGAAUCGAGCAAGCCCAACGAUGUCGACAUGCCUUGCCACUUUGCAGCGAGAAGUCCUGACAUGCCGCGACCUCUUGGCCACGAUCGCGCUGUUUCAACAUGGGUACAUUGAAGCAUUCGUACCUCUGGCCCAAUACGGAACAGCGCCCCACCCCAUCACGUUGGACGCAAUAGCAUCCAUUCAAUCGUUGCUAACGCCGUGGCUGGCCCUGCACGGACAUGAUCUACUUCCUCGACUGUACAAAGUCUUGCCAGCCAUACGCCGUGUUGCCGUCAUCUUUGCCAUCGCCACGCCGCAUUGGUUUCAUCUUGUGGAUGCCUUGGGCGACGAUGCAAAAGUUCUCCAUGACUCGGACGACUUGAUCGUGAUCGCCGCCAUGAGUGGCCAAGUCGCGUCGAUUUGCAAAUUGCAAGCCCGACAACUUGGCACGAUCCAAGAGUCGGCCAUGGUGGCGGCAGCCACGCAUGGACACUUGAAUGUUGUGAUAUUCCUGCACGCGACCUUGGCGCGGUCGCUAGGCCCUCAAGCGAUGGUCGGCGCGGCGGCGGGCGGACAUCUCGACAUUCUAAAGUUUUUCCACACGCACCAAUGCGACGACGUGUGGUCCACGGACGUCAUGGACGCGGCCGCAGCCCACGGCCACUUGGAAACGGUGCAAUUUCUCCACUUGCAUCGAUCCGAAGGAUGCACGACAACGGGCCUCCUCAUGGCCGCUCGACAUGGUCACGUCCACGUGGUGCAAUGGUUCCAUGCGCAUCGAAAGCACUUGUGGCGGGACAGCCACGUCAUGACCCAAGCAGCGCGAGGCGGUCACGUCUCGAUUCUGCGAUACAUCCUGGACAAAUCCCCUCGAGCCGGCUGCACCAUCGACGCCAUGGACACGGCCGCGACAUUUGGUCACCUCGACGUCGUGCAAUUCCUCCAUUCGCGCCGCACAGACGGGUGCACCGACGUUGCUUUGCGCGGCGCGAUCGCCAACGGCCACGACCACCUCGUCGACUACUUGAAGGUGCACGGUCCGAGCCUCAUUCACAGUCUGUGCUGCGUGUGUGGCUGUUACAAGCCGCGAAAUCAUGACUGCGCUGUGUACAACCACGUGAAAGGUCGCCAGCGCAUGGCAGCAGGACUCUCGAGAUAGUGGAAUCGAAAUGAGCCCAACAACGUUGACACUUGCGUUUUCCAUUCAACCAUCGGCCCCUCUGAACGUCGAUCGCGCCAACCUGUGGGCGAGAUGCAAAGGUGAGCGUGACUUGCACGGCAGUUUGCACGAGCCUGUGGAAUCGAGCAUGCCAUGGCGUUUAGAUUAAUU
Messenger RNA from Aphanomyces invadans, 1362 nucleotides. RefSeq lists its product as hypothetical. The coding region runs from base 73 to 1191 and encodes 372 amino acids. Lineage: Eukaryota; Oomycota; Saprolegniomycetes; Saprolegniales; Verrucalvaceae. The record is from RefSeq and is a predicted model, not a curated record. Gene Ontology annotation, molecular function: protein binding. The transcript has a single exon.